AUGUGCUCGCUUAAUACUAGCACACUAUGGGAUCCAAGUCCUUCAGGGUCCACAAUUGACUGCUUGUCCAUAUCAAACAAAGACAAUGAUCACAAGCGCCAUUCUUAUCUUCCAUUGACUCGUGACAACUUGUUGCAACACUCAUUUCAACAACAACAACAACAAAAUCCUUGCGCAAAAGGUGAUUUAUUCUCGAAAAGAUGUUACAGCUCACAACGAUCGUCAAGGAUGAAACAACUAUCUCAUGAAAGCUUGUUGACGGGAAGCAGCAGCACCAACAAACGCAAUAGCAGGUUGACAGAAAACAUCGUGAUCGACAUGUUGCCUUUGCCGUUUCCAUAUCACAAUGAUGACAUCUUCAUCCCAGCUGCCGAAUCCGGCUUGAAUCGUUUUGACAGUCCUUCAUCCUCGGCUUGUAGUUUGUCAUUGAAGUAUCGUCGUGUAUCCUAUCCCGUGUGGUGGCAUGAAUACGGCAAUCAUUCUAGACGACAAAGUGAGCAAUCAUCCACUCUGCAUACCUCCUCAACAUCCACUUUGACGUAUCCUUCAUCACCACCUACCACUAACACCACAUGCAAAAAGCCAUUUUCAAGGCGGAUACGAUCGUGGUGUCACCAUGCAUGGAAACGCUUGUUGCACCCAGCACGUCAUGGUGGAUAA
Lichtheimia ornata is the source of this 660-nucleotide messenger RNA. RefSeq lists its product as uncharacterized. The coding region runs from base 1 to 660 and encodes 219 amino acids. NCBI's taxonomy places the organism in Eukaryota, Fungi, Mucoromycota, Mucoromycetes, Mucorales, Lichtheimiaceae. The transcript has a single exon. The record is from RefSeq and is a predicted model, not a curated record.